AUACGGAAAAGCACUAGUCAACAACUGUUUGUAUAUGGGCUUCUAUAAACAUGCAUACGACGAUCAGGAAGAACCCAUAUCUAUAGGAUGACCCUGAAAUGGAUAGAUGAUAAGGACCCUUUCCUAGUGACACCCUUGAUUGUGAAAUGAUUGCAGCUUUUUUGCACGGCGUAAAGUAGGCCCUGGUAACGAGAGUAUACAUAGGUACUCUUCCAUUAUGGAUAUCCUUGCGCCCAUCAAUACAAAUAGUUCUUCCUGUGGUAUCAUGUUGCCUCAUGGCAUGGUAAUUGUAUUUACAGAAACUUCUUAACCCCUAUCAUGCACCGCACUGACAACGCGCCCCAAGAGUGCAGAAGUCAUCAGACCAUUGUAUAUUUACCUCCGCCAUUCGAUCUUUCUUUUGCCGAGGUGUGCCCUGUACCACAUUAUACGUUCUGCCCCGGUAUCGUACAUUCCCUUUUUUUCCAUCCGAUUUCAGUAUGGCGGAUUCAGAGAAUACAUCAAUCCCAAACAUCAUCCUCUUUGGAUCGACAGGCUCUGGCAAGAGCUCAAUCGUGAAUAUGAUCGCGGACUCCCCCGCAGAUCGUCCCAUUGCCAACAUGUCCAGCGGAGCUACUGGCUGCACAUUUAAAAGCGACAAAUAUCAAUGCAGGAUACUUGGAUCGUUGUUCAAUAUCUAUGAUACUGCAGGACUCGAUGAAGGAGGCACGGGCACUGUGCCGAGGGAGGAUGCCAUCGUUCAGCUUUACCAGCUUAUUCGUAAACUGGACACUGGUGUUAGUCUUCUCGUCUAUUGCAUGAGGGCACCAAGGAUUCAGGAUUCAGCCCACAAGAACUGGAAACUGUUCUACGAAGUAUUUUGCAGAGAGAAGGUUCCCAUUGUAAUCAUCAUCACGGGCCUGGAGCAUGAGGAUCCAAUGGAUGACUGGUGGGAUCGUAACAAGGGAGCCUUUCAGCGAAACGAGAUGCGCCCUUCGGGUUUUGCGUGCACUACCGCAACGAGGGGAAAGAGAAAGCAGUCGGGAAAGUAUCAAUUGGAGGAGGAAUACUCGGAGUCACAGGAGAAAGUAUGGAAGUUGAUCAAAUACAAUCAUCUCGAAGAGCCCUGGAAGGUCGAAAAGAUAGAGUGGUUCACGUAUAUGAUGAGAUGCCUGAAGAGACAUAAGGAGGCAGGGCCUCCAAUACAUCAGCUUGUGACGAGAUGUGAGAUGACAGAAGAAGAGGCAAUACAGCUGGCUAAUAAACUAAAAGAAUGAAACACAUAAUUGGGAUACCUGGUCCAGCUACAAACACGAGACGUCUUAUGUAUGCUUUUGCAUAGUUUUCCCUUUCAACACCAUGUUGUGUGUUGUUGUAAAUUUGAUACAUCUCUUUAUUUUGAUGCCCUCGUCACCGAAGACUUCGCGGAAGAUAUGCCUUCGGGUUUUUUUCCAUGUAAAAGUCGACAAAAUUUAGUCAUGUCCUCCACAACUUUAUCCGUUAGGAUGACCACCCAGAGGGGCGUAUCAUCGUAGAAAUGGUUUACUGAUGGACAACGUGCCUGCACGAUGAUCUUUGUCCCACCACUUUUCGCAGCUUCUUCCAUUCGUUCUUCAUCAGUUUGGAUAGGUUCCCCGAUGAUCUUCAACGUCGACUCUGGUCCAAGGUCAAAUCUCGUCCGACGUAUGAAGGGCAAGUCUUUGCUGACGCAUAUCUUCAUCGGCACUGCAGAGUAGUCAAACCCAACGAUGUAUGUCGAGAGCGCAGUGAUACU
This is a messenger RNA of Serpula lacrymans var. lacrymans S7.9, 1753 nucleotides long. RefSeq lists its product as uncharacterized. The record is from RefSeq and is a predicted model, not a curated record. The coding region runs from base 480 to 1256 and encodes 258 amino acids. NCBI's taxonomy places the organism in Eukaryota, Fungi, Basidiomycota, Agaricomycetes, Boletales, Serpulaceae. The transcript has 5 exons. Gene Ontology annotation, molecular function: GTP binding.